Colletotrichum acutatum is the source of this 2177-nucleotide messenger RNA. RefSeq lists its product as uncharacterized. The coding region runs from base 121 to 1677 and encodes 518 amino acids. The record is from RefSeq and is a predicted model, not a curated record. The transcript is spliced from 2 exons. Lineage: Eukaryota; Fungi; Ascomycota; Sordariomycetes; Glomerellales; Glomerellaceae.
CCUACACUCGAGACUGUCGAUAAAACGCUCGCUGAUCCGGAAAAUCAUAGAUGAUCGGCGGAUUCCGUAAUUCAAUUGUUCUACUCCACGCUUGUGCUUAUCCGCUCGAUCACCGCCACCAUGAGGGCGAUUGCUUGCUCGCUUUGCGUGCUGUACCUGGGGGUUGACUUGUUGGGCGGAGCAGUCGAAGGGGCGGAAUUCAAGAGACGAGAUGGGGUGCACCGCCUGGAAAAGGCACACGUCACGGUCUUUCACGACCUCAAUCGAAGGGGCACAACGACUUGUGCGACCGGAUACUCUGCAUGCGCGGCAAGCUUGGAUGGAGGGUGUUGCGCUUCAGGCUAUGCGUGCGCGACGGAUUCUUGCUACGCGACCACAAGUGCAGCGCAAACUUGCGCAGGAAAACCAGGAUAUUACCAAUGCAACACAGUCUUGGGUGGCGGUUGUUGCCCAGAAGGCUACCAGUGUCAAAGAGGCUCAAAUUGCGUUCCGGCGUCUGGAGUCAUAUACUCUCAGUCAUGUCCGGCGAGUUACUACUUAUGCCCAGCUAGUCUGAGCUACGGCUGCUGUCGAGACGGAUUGGGCUGCGCCAUAAGCGCUUGCUACUCGACAGAACCCUCAACUGUCACGGAGACAACGACGAUCACGACGACGAACGACGCCGCGCAGGCGAUAACCACAACUGUAACCGCAACCGCUGUUCUGACACCCUCAAGACCUACCACAGCGCCGAUAGUAGCAACAGGGGCGACCGAUCCGGACCAAGUUGUAUUUAAGUACUAUCCGAGCACUGUUCCGAAAGAGCGACCUAUCUCAAGCGGCGAUGGCAACAGCGAUGGACUGACUUCGGGACAAAUUGCGGGUAUCGUGGCUGGAGGAGUUGGCCUGCUCAUCAUUGUGCUGGUGGCUGCGUGGAUCAUCAUUCGACACCUCAACAAGGUUGUCCAGGCAGUCGAGACGAGCAACAAGGGAACAUCUUCAGGGGCUAAGUCACGUCCCUCGAUGUAUGAGUUUAAGCCAACACCAUCAGAGGUCGAUGAUUUGAGCAUAGACCCGCUCAUGAUGUCCCCUCGGCCUUCACACCGCAGACAUGAUUCUGAUACGACCGCCGACUUGACACCCUCGUAUCGUGGAACUCCGGGCUCCGUUGGUGACUAUCAGGCAGUGCCACAAGGCUCAGGAUCCGAUCGACACGCCAGCUACGACUCGGCAUACACAGGAGGCUACUUCGAUGUAGCGCCAGACAGGAGUCAGCGCGCAAGCCAGGGGUCGAGCGCGUGGAUCGGACUACAUCGCGGAAGUACGGAUUCCCAAGGAACCUAUGCGCAUCUUCGCCACUGGAGCAAUGCCAGCGAAGCAAGCAGUGAUCACGGCAGCGCAGGUACUCGAACGCCGCUUCAGGAGCUCGACUCGACGCCAUAUGUGCCGGAGUUGGCCGCCUCACCAGUCCCGGACGCCGUGGCAGAUACGCGUCGACGGUCAGGGAGCGGAUUAUCGGGCAUGAGCCGGCCACCUGCAGUCCACCAGCGGCGUAGGAGCAGCGAGGGAGGCCACGGUAGAACGAGGAGUGACAGCUCUGCUCCAGCUGGGCUGAGUGUCGUGAACGAGGCUUCAGAGCUCAUUGGUCAUUAUGGCCCGACGGAUCGAGCAAAUGGUCAGACAUCAAAUGGAAAGUAAAGGUACCCGCAGUGUGUAACUUUCCUGUGACUAUAUCUCGCCUCGAUCAUAUGCCGUCGCAGGAGUUGGAAAAGCCGGUGCUACGGAGAAAGCCACGGCAUGCCUUUCGAGUUAACGCAAGAUUUGGAGUUGAAUACCAGGCAGCAGACGAAGCUUUCUGACGCUGAUAGGCUGCGGGCGCUUGUAUCUCUUCUUUGACCCCUUUAUCUUUCAGCCAGAGGGUCUGGGAUGAUCGUUUUGGAGAUGUGAUGUUCUGGCUGACUUAAUGGACCUCCAUGGCACUGCCAAAGAGGCAUCUUAAUCACCAGCAAAGGCGGAGCCUCAUACUUCUUGGGGAUAGAAGUGGUUGGUUUUCAAUCAAAGACGGUCGGAUCUAGGGAGUCCGCCCGGUGGGCGCGGCACGAGGGAAAUGGAGGAUGGUUGGUGACCGCUCAGGAUUAGGAAAUACGAUAUAGAGAGCGGAUGGCGUUUCUACGGCAAGAAAUCUUGGUGCCGACUGG